AUGGCGUCGUCUUCUUCACUAUACGAAGUCCUGGGGAUUCCGACGAGCGCAAACUGCCAUGAGAUCAAAGUAGCUUACAGGAGACUAGCAAGACUGUGUCACCCAGAUGUUGUUUCUGUAAAUCAGAAGGAAACUUCAGCAACCCAGUUCAAGAAAAUCCAUGCGGCGUAUUCGACGUUAUCGGAUCCUGACAAGCGCGCGGAUUACGACAGGGAUUUUUACAGAGUCAAGCGACGUUAUGGGUCAUCACUGUCAUCACCGUCGUCUCUGUCAAUGGCGGCUGCUGCUGCUGCUUGUUCUUCAUCGUCCCUGUCUGGUUAUAAUUAUACCUGCAGGAAUUGGGAGACUGAUCAGUGCUGGUAG
Molecule: messenger RNA, 363 nt
Organism: Carica papaya (papaya)
Lineage: Eukaryota; Viridiplantae; Streptophyta; Magnoliopsida; Brassicales; Caricaceae
Source: RefSeq, a predicted model, not a curated record